GAGAUUUAUUGGCUAAUAUUAAUUAAAGCAUUACAAAAUUCAAACUGAAAAAAGUCUUCAAUCUUGCUUCGUUGCACGAUUAGGGCACAUGAAAUGAGACGAGGGAGUAUAUGCAUUUUGGAAAUGCUUUUGGUCAAAAGGCAGGUUCUGCCUGGUUUUACUUAUGGGUUUUUUGUCGAAAAAAUAUUCUUGUGUAGGUAGCUCCCACACAUGUUAAAAAUGCUCGUCAAGUUCCAGAAUAUGAGAUUCGCCCAGAAGAGCUUGACUUCACUAAUAGUAUUGAAUUGGCCAAGGGAACAUUUCACAUAGCCUCGUGGCGUGGAACCCAAGUUGCUGUAAAAAAGUUUGGAGAAGAAGUGAUUGCUGAUGAGGAGAAAGUGAGGGCAUUUAUAGAUGAGCUAACACUUCUUCAGAAAAUUAGACAUCCAAAUGUGGUUCAAUUUCUUGGUGCUGUAACACAGAGUAGUCCAAUGAUGAUAGUGGUGGAAUAUUUACCAAAGGGAGAUCUACGUGCCUAUCUAGAUAAAAAUGGACCGCUUAAGCCUACAAAAGCUCUUAGAUUUGCAAUGGACAUUGCAAGGGGGAUGAACUAUUUGCAUGAAAACAAACCUGAGGCAAUCAUUCACCGUGAUUUGGAGCCCUCAAAUAUUUUGCGAGAUGUUACUGGGCAUCUGAAAGUCGCUGACUUUGGAAUUAGUAAGUUAGUAAAAGUAACAAACAGGGUUAGAGAGGACCGGCCCUUGGCAUGCGACGAGGCUUCUUGCCGCUAUGUAGCUCCGGAGGUUUUCAAGAAUGAAGAAUAUGAUACCAAAGUGGAUGUUUUUUCCUUUGCUUUAAUCUUACAAGAGAUGAUUGAAGGCUGUCCUCCUUUCCGUGCCAAGAAAGACAAUGAAGUGCCUAAAUCAUAUGCGGCAAAACAACGCCCACCUUUUAAAGCACCUGCAAAGUUUUAUGCUCAUGGGCUUAAAGAGUUAAUUGAGGAAUGUUGGAAUGAUAAGCCAUCCGAACGGCCUACUUUCAAGCAAAUAAUACCAAGGCUGGAGUCUAUAUACAACAAAUUUGGCCACAAGAGGCACUGGAAGGUGAAACCGUUGAAAUGCUUCAAUAACUUUGAGGCGAUGUGGAAGAAAGACGGGUCUUCGAGCUUGGGUAGUGGAACAAGGUCAUCUCGUUCUACCCGCAGCAUUUAACCGGUUUUCGAUAUUUCAUUUGCUCGAUUCGAUUGUGCAUAAAUUCUUCUUUUUUUUUUUAUUUUCAUUCUUUUUUAUUUUUCACCCCCAAUAAUUUCACCAGUUUCCCACUGAUGUGAUUUGUAGCUCAAUUUGGCUUGCAAAUGUGUCUUGUACUAUGUUUAUAUUUUUAAUGUAGAAUGCUAACAUGCAUUCUUACUAUGUACACUGUCUAUACUUGUGCAGUUUUCCAAUGUAUGUGCAAUUUGUAAACAUCAUUUUUUGUGAAGUACUCCGUAAUACUUAAAAAUGGUGUUUGCCUGUUUGGUUAAGGUAUUAGUGUUCAAGGCUAGCCUAGAUGGGG
This is a messenger RNA of Cuscuta campestris, 1533 nucleotides long. The record is from the annotation of a GenBank genome assembly. Lineage: Eukaryota; Viridiplantae; Streptophyta; Magnoliopsida; Solanales; Convolvulaceae.